CGGAGCUCGAAAAGCCACACCACCUUGAUCGACCUCGCUGCACACACUUCCAACAAACACUUGUAUUGUCCGACAAACAUUUCGAAGAAGUUUGGCAGAUACAUUGUCCCUUGACACGAUUGCAUACGAUCACUUCCUCAAACAUACAAACCCAAUUCAACGAUCAAAAUGACGCUCUAUUACAGUCUCGUCUUCCUCCUGCUCGUGGCAGAGAUGACGCUAUUCAUGCUCCUCAUCAUCCCUCUCCCUUUCACUAUCCGCAGAAAGAUGUUUACAUUCAUCUCCGAGAGUCCGCUUGUUGCGAAACUCCAAUACGGGAUGAAGAUUACCUUUAUCUUCAUCCUGAUCCUCUUCAUCGACAGCGUCAACCGCGUCUACAGAGUCCAACUUGAGCUCGCUGAGUCGAACAAACAACAAGGUGCUGCUGUCCUCGGCCACGAACGCAUGGAGGUUCAAGCCCGCAAAUUCUACUCCCAGCGAAACAUGUACCUGUGCGGCUUCACUCUCUUCCUCUCCCUAAUCCUCAACCGAACAUAUACCAUGAUCCUCGAUGUCCUCCGCCUCGAAGAGAAGGUCAAGAAGUACGAAGGCGACCCAAAGGCAACAGGCAAGGAGUCCGAGAAGUUGGCCAACGCCGGAAACGCUGGUGAGAUCGGCAAGCUGAGAAAGGAAUUGGCCCAGAAGGAUCGUGAUUUGGAGACCUUAAAGAAGCAGUCCGAGGGCUUGAGCCGAGAGUAUAACAGCUUGGGUGAUAAGUUCACGGCUGCUGAUGGUACUCCUAAGAAGGACAAGUAAACUUUUGGGGGCAUCAACUAGUCAAAUACUUGCGCCUGGACUAUAUAUCGUGGAGGGAAAGGGUCGGAUGAGGAUGGUGACGAAAAGCUGAUGCGGUGUGAUGAGAUUGGGGAAGGCAUUUUGAGGAGUAUGCGGCGGGAUGAUGGGGUGUCUAGAGGGAUAAUGGGGUCUAUUAAGCGUCUGCAACAUUCUUGAGUGUAGGUAUAGUACGAAAACGCGAAGUCUUAUCAUUUCUGUCCCAACUAUGGACACGUCGAGUUACUAUGAUGAAAAUCCAUUGCUAUUUUGUGCUGUUGGCCCCCAUUCCUCAGAUAACGCUCAACUAUCAGUCCCUUCCAUAUCCAUCAAGCAGA
Molecule: messenger RNA, 1148 nt
Organism: Mollisia scopiformis
Lineage: Eukaryota; Fungi; Ascomycota; Leotiomycetes; Helotiales; Mollisiaceae
Product: BAP31 domain-containing protein
Exons: 5
Coding region: 169-795 (208 amino acids)
Biological process (GO): endoplasmic reticulum to Golgi vesicle-mediated transport; intracellular protein transport
Cellular component (GO): endoplasmic reticulum membrane; endoplasmic reticulum
Source: RefSeq, a predicted model, not a curated record